This is a messenger RNA of Cucurbita pepo subsp. pepo (vegetable marrow), 473 nucleotides long. RefSeq lists its product as uncharacterized. Lineage: Eukaryota; Viridiplantae; Streptophyta; Magnoliopsida; Cucurbitales; Cucurbitaceae. The record is from RefSeq and is a predicted model, not a curated record.
UUCCCCCUGCUCUUUCAUACCGACGGUUGGUUCCCUGUUUUUGAGAUUGAUUGUUCGUUUCUUCGGCCAACUCCAGGCCAAUCCACGAAUUUCUUCCGCCACUUCAAUCUCACCUUCAAAUGACUCGAGGAAACCAAAGGGAGAAGGACCGAGAGAGGGCUCAGGCUCGUACCGGCGGCAAGGGUAAAACCAAGGACGAUGGCUUGACCCCCGAGCAGCGCCGCGAAAGAGAUGCUAAGGCGCUACAAGAAAAGGCAGCAAAGAAGGCGGCUCAGGCGGCAUCGGAAGGUAAUUCAUCCGGAGGUAAAAGUAGCGCUAAAAAGUAGAUGGUCCUGGAUUUAGAAUCGUGAAUACUAUGAUCUCGUGGUUCUUAGACUGUUUGAUAUUGGAGAAAUAAAUAUUUGUAUGUUUCAGUAAUGUGAAUGGAUAUAUCUCUUAUGCUGUCAACGUUAAUUGUUGAUGAUUGUUUUCCA